CGACGACCGUUACAAGUUCCUUGAAACCCUUUAAAUGUUUUUAAUUUUUAUAAAUCCACAAAACUUGUAAUGAAAUAGCGAAUAAAUGUCGAUAAUUUGACAAAACUGAGACAUUUUCACUUAAAAAAUUAAACCUAAAAAGCUAAUAAAGAAGAGUUAGAAAUUUGUGAUACACUGAUCCUAACCUCAAAAUGUCCGAGGUGUCAUUCUCAAACAGUGGCAUAGAAUCGUUAUUAAACGAAUCUUUGCACGAAACUUCGGAUCUUAGGAAUCAGGUGACUAAAUUAACAAACAAAAAUGAAGAAUACCAACAAAAAGUUCACGUAUUGCGUCGUGAAUUGGAAUCAACAAGUGCAAUGUAUAAAGAAGUCAAGGAACUCCUGGAGGAAUUUUCGAGUAAACAGUCCGAAAAAAUUGAUCAAAAGGUCCAGGAACUCACGGAUAAACACAAUCAUGAAAGAAAGUGUUAUGAGGCUCGCAUAGAUGAAUUGGAAGAUGAUCUGAUAUCGAAACUAAACGAAAAUUCUGAAAUGCGAACUGAAAUCGCAGAAUUGAGAAUCAAAAUCAAAAUGCCAGCUAUACAAGAAAUUUCAGUUUACGAAGAAGAGUCAGAACAUCAAGAAAAUCAAAUAACUGAACUCAUGACUCUUUUGCAAGAAAAAACCGAAAAGCUCCUUGCGUGCGAAGAAACUUGCAAAUAUCUUGAAACUCAAAAUUCCGAAAUGCAAGACAUAAUUCAAGGUUUAAAAGUAAGAGUGGUAGAAAAGGACCAAGUAAUAGAAAGCACUCAGGAAGAACUUGCAGAAUGUCGUACGGAGUUGAAUGCUCUGAAAACGGCCCCUGUUCCUGGUUCUAAAAAAGGAAAUUCUUUAUUCGCGGAGGUGGAAGAUCGACGACAAGUGAUGAUGGAAAAAAUGAAUUCGAUGCGGGCCAGUUACCACGAAAUGAAGCGAUCCUUUCUUUCCAAGGAGAAUGAAAUCAAAGUUUUAAAAACCGAGAGAGCUGCCUUAAUUAGAAAAUGGGAGGAUUCCGCCGUCGAGGCUGUCGAGCAAGAAACCGCGCUUGUUGACGCUUACAAAAGCAGAAUCGCGGAUUUGGAAAAAAAACUGAAGGAAGAACAGAAGAAGCAUAAGCAGUUGCAGAAUGAAGUUCAGCAGCCUGGUUCCAAUAUAAGUUAUUUCCAAUCCUUGCUGAACUCGAAGAAGAAAGAAAUCGAGGAACUCCGCACGCAAAUUGAAGACAAUGCAAUUCGAACUUUACUCGAGGAGGAAAAGUCUUACAAAUUUGGAAAGCGGUUAAGAUACUGGAGAUAUAAGGCGAUGUCGUUAGAGGCGAGUCUUUUAGCGGUUCAAAGUCAACUACAAACGGAUCCAAAUUCAUCCUCUAUGGAAAUUCUGCAUCUGAUAAAACAGCAGAUGAGCGACAAAACUCUGAAAGCAGAUGCCGACAUUGACGACGAAUUUGAAUUGAGCUUGAAGCCACAAAUAGUGGACGAAACCAAAGUUUCACUCGACAGUUUGAUCCGACCGAAAUCAUAUUUGCCCCCGAACAUGGACUCGACCGAAAGUUCCGAAAUGUCUCUCACGAAUAUCGUGAAUGAUACAAUAGUCAUGUCGAGUCAAAGCGUUCCGUGCCGGAAUCAAAAUUCACAUGAAAAAUCUUGCACUUUAAACCGCACGGCCGACAUGUCGAUGACAGAAGUAAUUGAAACGGGAAAUUCGGACUGUAAAUUGAAACUUGAAUUCGAAGAAGAGCUCGCCAACUUUUUACCGACUUCUGCGAGUUCUUGUUUGCAAGAAAACGCCCAAACAAAUAUGCAACUUGUACCAUUUAAUCCAGAGUCUAACUCUAAUAAGGAGAAUGUUUCAACAUUGGGCCCAGAGUCUUGCUCGAAUAAGGAGAAUAUUUCGACUGUGGGUAACGCUUCGAUAUUGAAAUCAGCUUUGUCGAAAACAGGGAAGAAAGGACAAGACGAAAUUAAGGGGAAAAAGGCUCUGCGAUUUACAGAAGACACGAGCGAUCCAAAAGAAGGUUUGUUCAAACGAUUGAAGAAUCAGCAGAAGAAAUAUCCUGUCCUUUUUAUUUCUAGUAAACCGAGUAAUUGAGAUUAGAAUUGAAUUUUAGCUCCUGGAUAUAUCAAAUAUAUUUAUGUAAUAGAUUUACUGUUAAG
Molecule: messenger RNA, 2170 nt
Organism: Belonocnema kinseyi
Lineage: Eukaryota; Metazoa; Arthropoda; Insecta; Hymenoptera; Cynipidae
Gene: Spindly
Product: protein Spindly
Exons: 6
Coding region: 192-2105 (637 amino acids)
Source: RefSeq, a predicted model, not a curated record